Molecule: messenger RNA, 2562 nt
Organism: Nasonia vitripennis (jewel wasp)
Lineage: Eukaryota; Metazoa; Arthropoda; Insecta; Hymenoptera; Pteromalidae
Product: carcinine transporter
Exons: 10
Coding region: 250-2115 (621 amino acids)
Biological process (GO): transmembrane transport
Molecular function (GO): transmembrane transporter activity
Source: RefSeq, a predicted model, not a curated record
CAAUCAGUCAUCCGCUAGAUCUUCGCGAGCGCGCUAGACGUAAUCUUUCGGAGCGUUUACUACUAGUGUUUCUAUCGCGGUCUAUACCGAUAGCGAAAUUAUCAGUGAGCGAACGAUACGCACUACUUUGAUGGAAGCAACAAUGUCGCGCUGAGCGAAUGUUUAUUGUGUGUGUGUAUGUGAUUGAGGCGCUGAUUCGGUGUUGCGGCGAUUUUUCGUUUCUCUCGGAUUUCUGUUCAUCGUGUGAAAAUGGAGCCGGCAGAUUCUCAAAGCGAGAGCGUAGAGAAGCAGGAGGUAGUAGAGCAGCAAGAAUUAUCACCUGAUCAUCAGCAGGAGGAAGACGGGAUCGAGAUGAUGUCGAACUACAGGCGAGUCAAGUACCUCGAAAUGGACGGUCCGAACGAGCGAACGGCUCUGAGACCGAAACUCGAGUCCUUCGACGAUGCUCUGCCCCACGUGGGCGACUUUGGCCGGUACCAGGUGUACCUGCUGUUCGCACUGCUGCCCUACAGCGUCUCCUACGCUUCCCUCUACUUCUCCCAGUUCUUCUUCACUAUCGUGCCAAAGGAGCACUGGUGCAGGGUGCCCGAGCUCAUGGACAGCUUCACUUCGGAGCAGAGGAUACAGUCGGCCAUACCAGCUGCGGACAAGUACCCCUUCUACGACACGUGUCACCGGAAGGAGCUCAACUUCAGCGAGCUGGUGGAGCGAGGCGUGCCCUCGUCGCUCUGGACGACCAACCGAAGCGUGGGCUGCGAAAGUUGGGAGUACAAUUUCACCAAGAUCCCCUACGCCAGUCUCGGCGCCGAGCUAGAUUGGGUAUGCGAUCGGAGCUACCUAAUCUCGACGGCCCAGAUGAUCUUCUACUGCGGCUCCAUCACCGGGGGAUUCCUUUUCGGCUGGAUAGCCGAUCACAAGGGUCGCAUUCCCGCCCUCGUGCUCUGCACCGGCUGCGGGCUACUGGCUUCGAUCGCCACCGCCUCGACCUCGGCCUUCUGGUCGUUCGUCCUCUGCAGGUUCUUCGCCGGGCUGGCCUUCGAUAACAUCAUCAACAUUCCGCUGAUAAUAGUGGUGGAGUACAUGUCGGUCCAGCGGCGCAGCCUCGUGGUGAACAUCGCGUUCGGGGUUUAUUUCGCCCUCGGCAGCACCCUGCUACCCUGGGCCGCGUACUACAUCGCCGACUGGCGUUACCUCUGCUACGUGACGGCGCUGCCCCUCGUCAGCUGCUUCAUCACGCCCUGGAUCCUGCCGGAGAGCGCGAGGUGGUACGUGUCGAACCGGAUGUCGGACAAGGUCAUAGAGAAGCUCAAGAGGAUAGCCAGCGUCAACAGGAUCAAGCCCGACCCGCACUUCUACGAGAUUUUCUACAGGAACCUCAACUCGUCGGGCAACCGGACCGAGUCGGCGACUCUGAUCGACCUCUUCCGCACGCCCCGACUGGCCAAGACCACGAUCAUCCUGACGGCCUUCUGGACGCUGACCGUGGUGGCCUUCGACGGACACGUCUACUCGCUGAAACUGCUCGAGAGCUCGGUCUUCGUCUCGUUCUCGCUGGCCUGCGCCACGGAACUGCCCGCGGGACUGCUGCUCACCCUGCUGCUCGACCGCUGGGGUCGGAGGUUCUGCGGCUUCAUCACCAUGGCCUCGACCACCGCCUUCAGUCUCGCCGAGCUUCUGCUCGCCUCCGAGACGGCCAAGCUGGUGAUGUCGGUGGCCUCGAGGUUCGCCCUGAACAUGGCGGCCAACGUGGGCCUGCAGUACGCCGCGGAACUGCUGCCCACUCCGGUGCGCGCCCAAGGGGUCGGGAUGAUUCACAUAUUCGGCAUCCUGGCGCACUCCCUCGCGCCGUACAUCGUCGAUACCGCCCACUGGUGGAGCGACCUGCCGAUGCUCAUAAUCAGCGUCGUCUCCUUCGUCUGCGCGAGUCUGGUGCUCUUCCUGCCCGAGACCCUCGGGCGCGACAUGCCUCAGACUCUGCAGCAAGGGGAGGACUUUGGCAAGGAUCAGCGCUUCUGGAGCCUGCCCUGUCUCGGCAGUUCCAGGGACGAGUGUCGGGACGCCCGGAACAACAACCACAGCGUCAACCACAGCGUCAACCACAGCGUCAAGCUAUGAUCGUUGCAUGGAAUCUCUUGUACACGGUUCGUCGGCGGUCUGGAUGUUUCACGACUGCGAGGAUGAUUUAGAAUAUUUUUUUAUACGAUAUAAAUAGCUGUAAUCUGGUAGAUUCGGUAUAGGGCGAACACGUAGUUUAUAGAGUAUUUUUUCAAAGCUCCGAUGCACAACGCAAUGGGAUUGAACGUAUUUCUAUAAGCGAAUAAGUUUUUGCAGUUACUGCCGACCAAAGAAACUCUCGAGCUUUACAUUAUACCAUGAAAUCGCGUGAAAUGUAAAUUGCGGCUCUUACGCGAAACGCUGCCUUUUAUUUUUGUGAUAAUGCUCUGGAAGUCUACUACUGUAAAUGUGUAAUUUAUAAGAAUACUGUCGUAGUAAUCUCUAAUAAAGACAAUAAGCAAACAGAUUCCAGAAUAAAAGGAGACGAAAGAAAAGGAUGUAAUAUUA